AUGAAUAUAUUCGUCUUCAUUUUCAUUUUACCCCUAGUUUCCACCGACACCCGCCUGUCUAGAUUUUUCGGUGUGGGUUUGGUACGAUUCGAAAAUAGCGUAUGCACGGCCGCUAGUAAUAAUCUCGGUACUUGUUACACGAGAUGGCAAUGCCAGGACGUGGACGGAGUGGCUUCCGGUUCUUGCGCCUCAAACAUCGGGGUGUGCUGUGUUGUUAUAAGACACUGUGGGGAAACCAGUAGCUACAACAACACCUACUUCGUCAACGACAAUUUCCCAAACCCCACGACGGAUGGUACUAGUUGUACCCUGACAAUCCAGAAGUGCAACAACGACAUUUGCCAGAUUCGCAUCGACUUCUUGAGUUUAAACCUAGCCCAACCUAACCCGCAAGGCGUGUGCGACACGGACGCCCUAACUAUAACAGGUGGAGCCGGACCUGUGCCUGUAAUCUGUGGAGAAAACACAGGCCAACACGUCUAUGUGGAUUUCAACGGGAAUAACACCAUUCAGCUGACGGUGACGACCUCAAGUGCCGAAAAUAUAGGCCGGAACUGGAAUUUUUUGAUCACCCAAAUCGCCUGUGAUUGUCCAACUAGAGCUCCGAUUGGGUGCUUGAUGUACUACACCGCUCUCUCGGGUACUGUGAACAGCUUCAAUUACGGUACUUCUGGUAACGAGAUAGACCCUACUACUGGACUUCCUGGUACUAGAGAACUAGUGAAUGAAAACUAUGGGGUCUGUGUGGCCAUGAUCCCUGGGUACUGUUCCAUCGAGUGGAGCGCCGCCUGUGACAACUGUUUCAUAGUUUCGGGGGAUUUGGGUGCCUUGGGGAUGGUAAGCCUGACUGGGUCGGACUGCAAUUCGGACUUCGUGGUAAUUCCGAACCCUUCGUACGUUAAUGGUACUCCUGUCAAUUCCGAUAGGUUUUGUGGAACGGACUUUCCAACUGUUGUUACUAGCUCGAAGCCGUUCGUUCUGACCGUUGUCACAAACGGAAAUGAAAUCAACGAUACCCAAAAUCGCGGGUUUUCACUGACUUAUACACAACGACGGUGUUCAACAAUGAUGACAAUCACAUAACAAGAUUUUAUUUUCCUAAUAAAGCCCCAGAACAUUGAUUUUGGGUGUACAUUAAUGAGAAUCCUCGGUUUGCUACGUCAGUGGGAGGUACGUCGGAACCAUCUGUAACCACCGUUAGGACGAAGGGUUUGGAUGAUGCUGCAAAAUACAGUUGG
Molecule: messenger RNA, 1238 nt
Organism: Zophobas morio
Lineage: Eukaryota; Metazoa; Arthropoda; Insecta; Coleoptera; Tenebrionidae
Exons: 5
Coding region: 1-1083 (360 amino acids)
Source: RefSeq, a predicted model, not a curated record